Molecule: messenger RNA, 9450 nt
Organism: Globicephala melas (long-finned pilot whale)
Lineage: Eukaryota; Metazoa; Chordata; Mammalia; Artiodactyla; Delphinidae
Gene: ATXN1
Product: ataxin 1
Biological process (GO): nervous system development; negative regulation of transcription by RNA polymerase II
Cellular component (GO): nucleus
Molecular function (GO): protein binding; RNA binding
Source: RefSeq, a predicted model, not a curated record
UUAUCAUAUUUAAGGCAUCCAUUUACUUUAUGAUUUUAUGAAUACUUGAAAAUUUUGAACUUACUGAUCUUAAAUUUACUAGGGCAAGAGAGAGGGGAGGGAGAGAUAGAAAGAGACGGAAUGGAAUUUGGCCAUUUAUUUAUGGCUGUAACCGUCUUUGUACAUGAGAGGAAUGACUUCAUAAUUGAGGAGGCUUUUGGUAAUAAGCCACUAUGUUUUCAAGUGAAUUACUCUCUGGAAAAAAAUAGCCUUUGAAAUAUUAUGUCAUACAAGUUCAGACCAAGGAGGGAAUAAGUUGACUAUUUAAUUAGGCUCCAUAUGGCUUGAACUCUUGGGAGAGCCACCUGAAACAGGACCCUGUUAAGAAAUUAUUCUGUGUCAUACAUAAUCGUGUUCAAGAGGUCUUGGUAAUUUGUAUUGAAAAAUGAUAAUUGGCAUCAUCCUCAAAGAUGAGUUCUGUGACCUUAGAUGUUUUCUGAUUCAGCUUAGCAGUGACACUAAGAUUUAUACUGAAACCUCUUUGAAUAUUACUGGGAACACCCCACCCCCAACUUUUUAUAGUUCACUGAGUGUGAAGAGCUCCUUCCUAGUAUUUCAUCUUAAUCCGGUGAUUGGCUUCCAUGUUAUAACCAAAAGGAAAAUGUCUCUGGGUGUGGUGGGGAAGGGGAACUUGCUGGACACGGGGUCAAGAGGAUAGAGAAACGCCAGCUGCUUUUAUUUAGCAAAUAUUUACUGAUCAUUCCUGCCCCUGUGUAUUUGCUCCUUGUGCACUGGGAUCUGAAUUGAUCAAAAAGGUCUGCAUGUAUGGAGUCUUUCCUCAUAGAAAUGCUUAGGCUUCCCUUGGAUGCUUUGUCCUCUUUUUUUAAAAAUGGUGCAGAAGAAUGCUGGCCUGAGUGUAGUCCGUUUGUAUGGAGAUGACUCUCUCCCUUAUCUGGGCAAAAGUUUUGUUGGAGGAGAGAAGGUGGGAGUAGGCAGUAACCAAAUAUGUACCCUGAGUGCAAGUGAUAAUUGACCUCACUGAUUAGAGAGAGGAGGGAAACAUAGUUUAUAAGUCUUCUUCAUAGGAUAUUUCAAGUUAGAUGUUUUUCUGAAUUUGGUUUCUGAUUUGAAAACUGGUCCGAGCUGUUUUUUGUUUCAUCCGAACAAAUUUACCGUGAAUUGAGGGGUAGAGUGUUUCUUAAGCCUCAGAUCUUUAGGCAGCGAGUCAUUUCCAUGUUGUUGAGACAUUUUCUAGCCUUUAUUGCCCCGUGUAGCUCAUGCUUUUCUCUGGAUGUUUUGACUCCUUAAGAAACUCGCAAUAACAAAUUAACAAUCACACUCCUCUGGAAUGAAAACACGCUGUAGUGGAGUAAUAAAUAGCAGUUCUGGAAACCUGAGUAAACAGAAAACUCUGCUUUCUUGCUUAAGAAGGCUCUAGAUAAGGCGUCCAGUGUCCAACAGAUACAAAGCAAGAUACACCAUGUAAAGCAAAAAGACAUGAAUGUGCUUUUCAUUUUAAUUGUCCAAGGGAUUGUGGGGUGGAAACCGUAGAUGCACUUUCAUUCUUUAAAACUUACUAAGUAAAUUAUUUUCAGUCUUCUGACCUUCCUUCCCUCAAGUGGACCAUUACUGAUCAACAGGUUUGACUAGUUAAAAUGAGCUGCAUUUGUUUGGGAACCCCAUGGUGGCCUCCGGCUUCUCCACUUCCUGUCAUUCUCUGGUCUAAGUGGGAAUAGCCCUGGGCCUUGACCUUGCUGGGGAAGAUGUGAAUCUGCACAGUGCUAAGAAGGAGUGCUGCCCAGGUACUGCUUGUCCUUGUACAACCCUCGUCUGUCUCAUCAAGUGGCCCAUCGGAAUUUUUCUAUCACGGUGAGAUUAUAGUCAGCUCCAGGGACUAUUUCCAUCCACCCUAUUCAUGGAGUUGCUUGCUCUGGUGGUGGCGGUGGAUGGAGUAAAAUUAUACCCUCCCAAGUAUCAUUGCUGACCGGGAUUCUUAUCAACAGAAAAUGAUAAGAGGCCAGACAAGAAAUUCAGGUGAGGCUUUUCUGGGGCCCCUGCGGCAGCAGAAGGGAGCAAAAACAACAGGUUCCCUUGCUCACUCCCCAAGGAGGGAUGAUCUGGUUCCUUACAGGUGGCGAGGGUAGGGAUGGGUCCAGGGGUCAGGCUGGAGGGGCGGCUUAGGCGGUCUUCUUGCCCCUUUGGUGGUGCUGUGUGCAGGGGGCAUGCCCAGUACCCUGCUUUUGCUCCUGGAUCCUCAGAAGUGGCAGUUGGCUUUUUGUAUCUUGUUGUCUGUAGUUUGCCCCAACUGCACAUGGACGCAGCUAUUUUUAGUCCCAUAUAGUUUUUUUGUAUUUUGUUGCUCAAGGAGAGGUUAGUCCAGGUGCAAACACUGCAACAAAGGGUUCCAGGUCCCAGGUCCUAGCUUAUCUGAGGGUGAACACUUGAUUUGAUCAGAGGCCAUUGUCAUGGAAGAAGAUGUUACAGCUCCUUUAUGACCAUAAGUGCUUGGAGGAGAACAUUGACGCGCACAGAAUCUGAAUGCCUGGGGACUUUGGAUUUCCCAUUAAUCAAAAAGACACCUUAAAGAACCUGCUGAGAUUUAUGAAUUUUCUUUAGAUUCCUACUGAGGAAUUGGAGCAUUCUGGAGCAAAAUGAAAGCGUUUAUUUUGAGGCCUCCAGAGUAGUGCUGCUACAGACCAUGAACAAGAAAGAGGAGACCUCAGCCCGCACGAACGGUCUUGAAAUGCAAAUGGUCUUGGGUCUAGGCUUUUUGUAUUGAGUUUCUCUACUGUCUCCCCUUCUGCUCAAGCAAAAUCUGUGUGAAAAGAUCUGCUGGGAAGGAGCUGACUGCUUAUGAUUCUCCAUUGUGAUGAAAGCACAUGGUACAGUUUUCCAAAGAAAUUAGUCCGUUUUCUGGGUGAAGAGAAACCAAUCUGUUUUCACAGGGUACUUCUCCCUUCCCUGUGAAAGGAAGAAAGGACACGCCUGGGCCCAGGAGCGCUCCAGCUUCUUCUGGGAAGUCUCCAUGGUGAAGGACAGGUUGGGGCUACCUGUGAACCGUGCACAGUGAAUGUUAUUCCAGGGCGGCUGCUGGCGGAUCGCACCCACAGGGAGAUGAUUCCUCAUGAAGAGCCUGGAUCCCCUACAGAAAUCAAAUGUGACUUUCCGUUUAUCAGACUGAAAGCAGAGCCAGCCAGAGAGUGAAACGGUCACCGUGGAGGGGGGACGGCGAAAAAUGAAAUCCAACCAAGAGCGCAGUAACGAAUGCCUGCCUCCCAAGAAGCGCGAGAUCCCCGCCACCAGCCGGCCCUCGGAGGACAAGGCCACGGCUGUGCCCAGCGACAACCACCGCGCGGAGGGCGUGGCAUGGCUCCCGGGCCACGCGAGCGGCCGGGGCCACGCGGGCGGGCGGCUAGGGCCGGCGGGGCCCCCGGCAGAGCUCGGUUUACAGCAGGGAAUAGGUUUACACAAAGCGCUGUCCGCGGGGCUGGACUACUCCCCACCCAGCGCGCCCCGGUCCGUCCCGGCGACCACGACGAUGCCCGCGUACCCGCCCCCGCAGUCCGGGGCCCCGGUGUCGCCCGUGCAGUACGCCCACCUGCCGCAUACCUUACAGUUCAUCGGCUCUUCCCAGUACGGCGGGCCCUACGCCGGCUUCAUCCCUUCUCAGCUGAUCUCCCCCACGGCCAGCCCCGUCACCAGUGCGGUGGCCUCGGCCGCGGGGGCCGCCACUCCAUCCCAGCGCUCCCAGCUGGAGGCCUAUUCUACCCUGCUGGCCAACAUGGGCGGCCUGAGCCAAGCCUCGGGACACAAGGCUGAGCAGCAGCAGCACUUGGGCAGGACCGCGGGGCUCCUGCCCCCCGGGUCCCCACCACCCACCCAGCAGAACCAGUACAUGCACAUCUCCAGCUCUCCGCAGAGCGCCGCGCGCCCGGCCUCCCCGCCGGCCAUCCCCGUCCACCUGCACCCGCACCAGACGAUGAUCCCGCACACGCUCACCCUGGGGCCCUCCCCGCAGGUCGUCGUGCAGUACAGCGACUCCGGCAGCCACUUUGUCACCCGCGAGGCCACCAAGAAAGCCGAGAGCAGCCGGCUGCAGCAGGGCGCGCAGGCCAAGGAGAUCCUGAACGGGGAGAUGGAGAAGGGCCGCAGGUACGGGGCGCCCACCGCGGCCGACCUGGGCCUGGUGAAGGCGGGCGGCAAGGCCGUUCCCCACCCGUACGAGUCCAGGCACGUGGUGGUCCACCCCAGCCCUGCCGACUACGGCAGCCGCGACUCCUCCGGGGUGCGGGCCUCUGUGAUGGUCCUGCCCAACAGUAGCACCCCUGCCGCCGACCUGGAGGUGCAGCAGGUCACCCACCGAGAGGCCUCCCCCUCCGCCCUCAACGACAAAAGCGGCCUGCACCUAGGGAAGCCCGGGCACCGGUCCUACGCGCUGUCUCCCCAGCAGGCCCUGGGCCCUGAAGGCGUGAAGGCCGCCGCCGUCGCCACGCUGUCCCCCCACACGGUCAUUCAGACCACACACAGUGCUUCGGAGCCCCUCCCGGUGGGACUGCCGGCCACAGCCUUCUACGCAGGGACUCAGCCGCCCGUCAUCGGCUACCUGAGCAGCCAGCAGCAAGCGAUCACCUACGCCGGCGGCCUGCCCCCGCACCUGGUCCUCCCCGGCACCCAGCCCCUGCUCAUCCCUGUGGGCAGCGCUGACAUGGAGGGGUCGGGGGCAGCCUCGGCCAUCGUCACGUCGUCGCCCCAGUUUGCUGCAGUGCCUCACACGUUCGUCACCACCGCCCUUCCCAAGAGCGAGAACUUCAGCCCCGAGGCCCUGGUCACCCAGGCCGCCUACCCAGCCAUGGUGCAGGCGCAGAUCCACCUGCCCGUGGUGCAGUCGGUGGCAUCCCCUGCAGCCGCGCCCCCUACGCUGCCUCCCUACUUCAUGAAAGGCUCCAUCAUCCAGCUGGCCAACGGGGAGCUGAAGAAGGUGGAGGACUUAAAAACGGAAGACUUCAUCCAGAGUGCGGAGAUCAGCAACGACCUGAAGAUCGACUCCAGCACUGUGGAGAGGAUCGAGGACAGCCACAGCCCGGGCGUCGCCGUGAUACAGUUCGCUGUCGGGGAUCACCGAGCACAGGUCAGCGUGGAAGUUUUGGUAGAGUAUCCUUUUUUUGUGUUUGGACAGGGCUGGUCAUCCUGUUGCCCGGAGAGAACCAGCCAGCUCUUUGAUUUGCCGUGUUCUAAACUCUCCGUUGGGGAUGUCUGUAUCUCGCUCACCCUCAAGAACCUGAAGAAUGGCUCUGUUAAAAAGGGCCAGGCCGUGGAUCCCGCCAGUGUCCUGCUGAAGCACUCAAAGACCGACGGCCUCGCGGGCAGUAGACACAGGUACGCCGAGCAGGAAAACGGGAUCAAUCAGGGAAGUGCCCAGAUGCUCUCUGAGAAUGGCGAACUGAAGUUUCCAGAAAAAAUUGGAUUGCCUGCCGUGCCCUUGCUCACCAAAAUAGAACCCAGCAAGCCCGCGGCCACGAGGAAGAGGAGGUGGUCGGCGCCGGAGAGCCGCAAACUGGAGAAGUCGGAAGACGAGCCACCUUUGACUCUUCCUAAGCCUUCUCUCAUUUCUCAGGAGGUUAAGAUUUGCAUUGAAGGCCGCUCUAAUGUAGGCAAGUAGAGGCCGUGUGGGGAAAGGAAAUCUGGCCCUCCUUUAUCAUUUGUAUCCAGAUUACUGUACUGUAGGCUAAAUAACACAGUAUUUACAUGUUAUCCUCUUACUUUAGGGUUCUGUUAUAACCUUGUCCUUAGAGUUACAGCGGGGGUUGGGCAGGAGAUGGUGCAUAUGCUUUUUCCACGCGUGUCUCUCAGUGGGGUGGGCAGGCAGGGGCUGGGGCAGGCGUCCUGGUGGAAAUGAACGUGGCCUCACGGUGCCUGCCUUUUCUAGCAGUGCAGAUGCACCCAUGGGGUGCCGACUUCUCCCGGUUUCAGGACAACGGGCUGCAGGGGGUGCGUGCGUGCAUGCAAGUGAGGGUGCCCGGGUGCCACGGCAGGUGAGGGUCUCUUUCUCUCUGCCUCGCUCUCUCUUGCUCUCAGCACGGGAUUGGAGGUCCAGGGGAAUGUCCUCAUGAGGUUCUCACGUGCAAAAUCAGCAUCAGGACCCCAGGUUCAGGGCAUCCCAGAGAGGCCGUCAGACAGCAGAUGGAAAACUAACCGUGUAAAAGAACAUUUUUUUUCCUCCAACAUAUUUUACAGUAAAAGCGACUUUUAAUCAUAGAGAUAUAUAUUCCCCCCAUGGGGCCUGACUGCACUGAUAUUUUUUUAAAUAUGGGAUUUCGUUUCUGCUUUACUAGUGCAGUGAUGUCUCCAGGGCAUCGUGGUGGGCAGGGCAGCCCCCGCUGCCAUCGCUCCGCACCCGGGGGGUGGGCAGCCGGGGUGGCGGAGAGUGAAACCCACCCUGGUCUCUGUGCAGUGUUAGGAAAACCAAUCAGGUUAAUCGCAUUGACUUCACUCCCAAGAGAUAGACACAAGAGAGCCGCGGAAGCUCUUCGCAUUGGGUUUGCAAAUCUUCUGUCUUUUAACUCUAGUACUGUUUAUAGUUCAUGACUAUGGACAACUCGGGUGCCACUUUUUUCAGAUUCCAGUGUGACGUGAGGAAUUAGAUUUUGAAGAUGAGCAUAUAUAUUACUAUCUCUAAGCACUUAAAAUACUGUUCACACUUUAUUACCAAGCAUCUUGGUCUCUCAUUCAACAAGUACUGUAUCUCACUUUAAACUCUUUGGGAAGAAAAACUAAGUUGCUUUCUUUUUUUUUCAACACUGUAACUACAUUUCAGCUCUGCAGAGUUUCUCACGGAGCAAGAUGUUGAAAGUUUCAAUGUGGUUUAAUGGGAUGAAUGUGAAUUUUGAACUAGUAUGUGACAAUGAAUGACCACCAAGUACAGCCUGACAGGAGGCACUCUUCACUUUGAUGUUUGAGAAGGAAUUAAAAGCAUAUGCAGAGCUGGCAGAGGAACUGAGAGGAAAGGGAUGGAAAAAAGAAUACUCACUUUUGUCCAGUGUUUUUCUUUUUAAGACGAACUUUUAAAGAACCUUGCGAUUUGCACAUCUUGAGUUUAUAAUUUGUGUGAUAUUCCUGCAGUUUUUAUCCAAUAACAUUGUGGGAAAGGUUUGGGGGACUGAACGAGCAUAAAUAAAUGUAGCAAAAUUACUUUCUAACCUGCCUAAACUCUAGGCCAUUUUAUAAGGUUAUGUUACUUUCAGAAUUCAUUUUGGUCUUCUUACCGCAUCUGUCACAUAAAACCAGGUCUUAGCAGGACAACUCUGAGAAUUUUCUUCAGAUUCAUUGAGAGAGUUUUCCAUAAAGACGUUUAUGUAUGUGAGCAAGUUUUUUUUUUUUUAAAAGAAAACGAUUACUUUGUUGUUGUUACUGAUGUUAUUUUCAGAAUGACUUUUAUUUUUCCAUCUGAAAUCAAUUCAAGAUUUAAUGUUUGGUACAAACCCAGAAAAGGGUAUUUCACAGUUGAAACCUUUUAUUCCCAGAGAUCUGAAAUAUUGUUUGUGGGUUUUGAGUGUGCAUUUUAAAGUGCUUUAAAAAAAAAUGUUUUAUAAGGAGGGAGAAAUUUUUAAAUAUCCUUACUUGGAAUGGCUGCAACUUACCUGAACAAAUACCUGAUUUUUCUUUUACCAUUGAGAAUAGUACUUUUUCCAUUUUUCACCAAUUAAAAAAAAAUUCUAAUGUCAACCCACAUUUUGGCUAUCUAGUAUUCACAUUUAGCUCUCAGCAGAACUAAUGAUUUUUACAAACCAUUUUCUGGGGUGUACCAAAAACAUUGGAAUAGGUUUAGAAUAGCUAGAUCCAGUCCUUGACUUUCUUUGAUUUUCAUUACCCUCUCAGCAUGCUAGCGGAGAGCUGGGUGAGUCCAUUCUUGCAGUCAUAUUGCUUAUUUAGUGCUGUAUUUUUUUAAAUGUCUCUGUUCAGAGAACUUGCUUAAUCUUCCAUAUAUUCUGCUCAGGGCACUUGCAAUUAUUAGGCUUUGUUUUUCUUUUUGUUUUGAUGGUAAGAGGAAUAUGGGGCUGCCAUUAUAGACUUUGUCCUCAUCAGUACCACUAAUUACAGCAACUCAUGUGGACUCAGAGAAACACCCACCACCUUCUGGCUUCUCUCGAGUAUCGAACUAACUGGAUCCACACCUCCAACACUAAAAUGGGAAAACAUAACAUGGUUUGGAGCAAUAGGAACAUCAUCAUCGUUUUUGUGCUUCUAUUUCAGGUAUAGGAAUUAUCAAAUAAUUGGUUCUUUCUAAACAUUGUCCCAUUUCACUUUCUUCUUUAGCACGUGCAAUACUUUCCGUGCCAAUAGAGUCUGAUCAGUGUGCUCUAGAGGAAGCUCAGACCCUUUUGGCUUUUUCCUCACUCGGUCCCUCUUUCCUGUUCUGGCCAGAGAAGGGCUGGAAGGAAGGAGCCAGGAAGGGGAGGGCCUCCUGCUGCGCGUUUGCCCCGCUGCGGAUGCCGAAUCCUGGGGCAGGGAGCUUUCUUUCGGGAGCCCUGUCUGCCGCCUUGUUGCAGAAAGAGCAAAGCGAAGGAGGUGGAAGGGGAGAAGGGCACUUCCCCCGUCACCACGAGGAGUAGCGAAUGUGCAGUGCAGACGGGAGGGAGACAGAGUCCUUUCUGAGGCGCACUCUGGAGCAAUAGUGCCAGGAUCAACCCAUGUUCCACGAUCUUUUCUGCGAGUGGGCAGGUCUGUGUCCUUGAGACUUCGAGCCGAGCCUCUGGGCGCGGGCAGGAAGCGUGGCCCGCCGUGUGCGCGCCUUCCAAGCGUCCGGCCGGUGGCUACGGAAGGGGCCACCUGUGAACAGUGGUCACCACUCCUUUGUGGCAGCUCUCUCUUCAAAUAGAACAUCCAGAGGACAGGGGCCUCCUCUUGUUUGCAGACACUGGCGAGCCCCAAGGCUCCCAGAGCAGCCUUUGUCACUGCGCCUGCGUAGCCAACCUAACAAUGACAGGCAUAGAAACCCUUCCGUGCCGCGCAGCUCACGAGGAUCAGCCAUGUGCCUCUGUACUGUGUCCACUUUGCAAUAUUUACUGAACCCGUCUUUCGUUCUUUUCUUUCUUUCCUGUUUUCCAUUUUGAAACUAAUAACAGCAGGCCUUUUGCGUUUACAGUGGAACACAAUCACCAAGAAAUUAGUCAGGGCGAAAAGAAAAAAAUAACAAUUAACCAACAAACAUGAACCUCUCUUUAUAGGGAUUUCUAAAUACAUAAAAUGACUGUUCCUUCCUUAGAAUGUUUUAACGUAAGAACUAUUUCAGUUUGUCUGGGCCACAUUGGGGGUGAGGUGGGGAUAGAGAUGGAUGCCACUUACCUCAAAUCUUUUAAAGUGGAAAUCCAAAAUUGCUUUUUCAUUUGGACGUUCAGGAUAAUUUUCUACGUUGGUCAAUUUUUUUGUCUUUUCCAACUCACCCAGUUUGUUUUGGGAUGAUUUUUUUUUUUU